AACAAGAUCUAGAUCAAGUACAGCUUGCCUGACAAAAAAUAAUCUUUGAAAAUAUUUCAUCAGAAAAGCAUAUCAAAAUUCUAAAUUGAAAAAAAUGGUAUUCGGAUUGAUGACAUCACCGAUUCGAAUGAUAUUCUCAUUGUUGUUGAUGCAAGGAAUAUCAUUAACAAUGUUUCGUGCAUUUCUCAAUCAAGCAAUACAACGUGUUGAUCCAUUAAAAUUUCAAUUCAAUCUUGGUAAUACAAAUCAAUCUGGUUCGUCAACGAUACAAUCAUCAACAUCUCAAUCACCAUCAUUGUCAUCAUUGCCAUUGUUUCAAUCAUUAAUGCAACAUUAUCAACAAAGUCAACAACUACAAGCACCACCAACACCAGCACCAUUAGUGGAUCAACGUGUUAUCGAUUUGGUGCAAUUAAUACGUUCAAUGCAACCAUCAUUACCACCACCAUCACAACAACAACAAUCAUUGCCAAUACAAUCUCCAUCAACCACCGUACAAUUAUUACCAUCACCAACCAUUAUGUCAUCACCGAUUAUAUCAUUAAAUCCUCAAAGUUUAUUGAAUGCAGCUAAAUUACAACAAACUACAACUCAAACGCCACCUGCUUUACAAAUUCCUAUACCAACAUCAAAUUAUCCUGGUGGUGGUAUAAUAAUGGUAAUUCCCCCAAAAAUUCAUUCCGAAACAUCAGUUUCACCAACUUAUUCAGUAUCAGCAUCGAAUCAUAUUGAAAAAAUAUAUCAUAAUAAUAGAAUCGAUGAGGACAAUGAAAUUGAAGAUGGAGAUCAUCAUGAUAAUGAACCAGUCACGACGACAACACCGAAACCAAAAUCAAGAAAACAAUCCUUGAAAAAGAAGAAACAAAAACGUAAAGCAAAUAACAAUAUGAUUGUUUUCGAAGCUGUCGGGGAUUUACCAUAUGAUUUCGACAUUGUCGGAGGUGAUGAUGAAAAUUGAAGCAAAAGCAAAUAUAGAAAUUUGAAAUUUUUAUUA
Dermatophagoides pteronyssinus (European house dust mite) is the source of this 994-nucleotide messenger RNA. RefSeq lists its product as uncharacterized. The record is from RefSeq and is a predicted model, not a curated record. NCBI's taxonomy places the organism in Eukaryota, Metazoa, Arthropoda, Arachnida, Sarcoptiformes, Pyroglyphidae.